Theileria equi strain WA is the source of this 2310-nucleotide messenger RNA. RefSeq lists its product as hypothetical. Lineage: Eukaryota; Apicomplexa; Aconoidasida; Piroplasmida; Theileriidae. The record is from RefSeq and is a predicted model, not a curated record. The transcript has a single exon. The coding region runs from base 1 to 2310 and encodes 769 amino acids.
AUGGAUGUACUACCCACCGACGUUUCUUCAUUUCGUAGCCCUCAGUACUGGAAUCAGUUUUAUUCCAACCCUAAAUUGGUGAAUUUCGAGUGGUACGGGGAUUUUAAGCGCAUUCUCUUCGCAUUUCAAAAGUGCCUGGAAGAACAGAAGGUGUUUGCGACUGAAACUGGCACUCUUGGAGGGGCUAAUGACCAUAAAAAUGCUUUAAUUGUCAACGUUGGCUGUGGAAACUCAAAUACAUCAAAUGUGCUGAUAGAUGAGGGAUACCAAGUUGUAUAUAAUUUGGAUUUUUCAGAGCAGGUCCUCCAGGAUAUGCGCAAAACAUGCAAAGGAAAUACUCACAUGAUAAAGGUUGACGUUUCGAGUAGCGAAUACGCAGAAUUCGGACGAAUGAUUAAUGACAAACACAAGGGACAACGGAAAAUUAUAAUAGACAAGGCAUUUUUAGACGCAUUUAUUUCAAUUGGGGAGGGAGAAGGUGAGGAAACAAUUAAACAGCGCGCCAAGAGUUACAUUGAAAAUACACUAGAAAUGAUGAGCUUUGGCGACGUCUUUGUGAUAAUUUCUCUGGCUCAAGAUUAUGUCGUCAAGGAAAUUAUUCGCAAUGUUUUAUUCAAGGAUGUUUUUGUUGACAUUUACCCACUGGACCUUGAUGAUGGAAAGAAAGAUAAUAGGAUAAAAAAGUCUCGGGCGAAAGCAGCUCAUUUGAUGCAGUUUUUAUUUGCAAUUUACAAGGUAGACAAGUCUAAACAUAUUAAUCGCAAGCAGUGUAAAAUGGGUUCCAUUGGAACGUUUGGUGUAGAAUACUUUGAAGUUGGACAAAUAGCAAAGAUGAUCAAGAGAACAAGAACAACAUUUUACUUGGGCCCAACUAUUAGAGACUACACUCCUGGACGUCGCCUAACGUUUGACAUUUACCCAAAGGACAAGGAUUCAUCAUGCUUUACGGCAGCAGUUUAUGAUGUGGUUGAUGUUGCAGAUGUUAAACUUUCUACAUGUGCCAUAAUAGUACCAACUGGACAAGAACAACUGUGGAUGUUCUCAACUACAGAGGGGAAUGAAGAACUGGCUAAAAACGCAAAAUCAAAGAGGAUAAUCAUCGUAUGGCUAAAGUAUGACACAUUAGACAUUGCUGGAGGAGAACAUAUUGAAAACCCUCUGGAAUCGCCCCAAACUGAGGCGAUGAAUUAUAUCCAAAACAACCUCGGCGAGGUCCUAAACAAGUUAUCCCUAGAGAGUUCAGGUGGAGUUACUAUUAUGAAGAUUGGUGAAACAUCAGCUGUGAAGAGUUGGAAGUGUGUAGUACCCUCUAAAUAUGCUGGAAAUAUAAUUGUUCGUGACAUAUUUGACGACUCUAUGCAAGAUUGCUACAAGAGGCAAAUGAUAUUUUCAUCAAGUCCUCAGGUUAUCCAAUCUGAAGUCAUGUAUAGAGAGGAAUCUGGUGUUGAAAAGUUUUUAUUCAAUUACCCAUCAAAUGAAUAUCACGUUGCGGUAGCUCUUUCCAUGGCCUUUUUACCAUCACAAUCCGGUUCAGUUGCCAUUCUAGGGUCUGGAACUGGAGUGUUAACGAGUAUACUUUUGUUAUUUUUAAAUAAUCGCAUGCAUUUGGUUGAGUUGGAUGAUGCAGUCAUCAACAUUGGACGUGAAUACUUUGGACUAGACGUUUCAAGCACGAUUUAUAUUAAACAAUUUUCCAGCGAUACAACUUUUGCACAUGAACAAAUUUUGCACAUACACGGAGAUGCCCUAGGGUACUUGGAAAGGUGUGGCGAUUGCGAUGCUAUCAUCUUGGACAUUAACAAUGGUGAUGAAGGCGUUGAAGAUGUUAAUGAUGACGCUCUAGUGGGUAAAAUUGGCGAAACCGAGACUACUCCACAGGGUAAACCAUUAACGCAGGGAACAAGAGACGUAUUUUUGGAAAAGGGGAUUCUAAUGUCUCCAAAUCCGAGAUUUUUGGAGAAGGACGCACUGGACAAUGUGGAUCGGAUUUUGAGCAGCAGCAAUGGACUGUUCAUUGUAAAUCUUCUCACUCGCUCAAACACUGCAAAGAAGCGCGUUUUGGAAAUGUUGGAUGAGAGAUUCAAGUGGAUUGCGGUUAUAAAGACGCCGAAUGACCUCAAUGAUGUAUUGGUUUGCUCAAACUCGUCGGUUCCGUCGGCGCAAGAGAUGUAUAUUAGACACGCUCAUGUUUUAAAGGACGAUUAUUCUCUAAUUUCGGACUUUGGCACUUGGACCAAUGGAUUUUCAAUUUUAAAGAGCGAUGGACAAGGCAUGGUCCUUGCGGACGUAGAAGAUUUUGGUAAAGUAUGA